UGUCAUGGCUGACGUACCGAAAGUAGGGUCGAGAAGUCAACAUAGGAGGUUGCAGACAGGUUUUCAUGUUUUGCCUCCUCUGUGGGUUAAAUCAAACUGCCGAUAAACACUUUUAUAUUUAAUCAGGAUAUAGAAAAAUCAUGGAUUCGUCUGGGGAUAUGGAAGGCGUGAACUGGGGAAGUUUUGAAGGCUUUGAUAUGCUUGAGGCUGAAGAUGACAAUCUCGCACCCGAUACCAGUUCGGUAACUCGUGUUUAUUUGAACUGCGAUUCAAAUGAUAGUCAACGGGAAGAGCUAAGAUCAGGAGACAUGGAACCCACGGAUUUCUCAUCUGGUGCCAAAAUGUCACAGAACCAUCCCUCUUCAAAUGACGGAUAUAUCCAGCACACCAUAUCCGAGGACCAGAUACUGAUGCAAAUCAAUCCUGGGGAGAACCGCAUGCCCUCUAACCCAAGUCAUGCCACAAUCACCAUGGAAACCCGUGACCCUAAUACAAAGCUUCUAGAGGUUACAAGGUAUCAGUGUAACUACACAGGGUGUCCACGUACAUACAGUACUGCAGGAAACCUGAGGACUCAUCAGAAAACUCAUAAGGGUGAGUAUACCUUUGUCUGUAAUGAAGCUGCAUGUGGCAAGUCUUUCCUCACCUCCUACAGUCUCAAAAUCCAUGUACGAGUACACACAAAGGAAAAGCCGUACGAAUGUGAGCAGAGGGAAUGUCACAAGUCCUUCAACACCCUAUACAGACUGAGAGCACAUCAGAGGAUCCACUCUGGGAACACGUUUAACUGUGAAGAAGAUGGCUGCACAAAAUACUUCACUACACUGAGUGACCUUAGAAAACACAUUCGCACUCACACCGGUGAAAAACCAUUUGUAUGUAAAGAAGAUGGGUGUGCCAAAGCCUUUGCUGCUAGUCACCAUUUAAAAACCCAUCAUCGAACUCACACAGGAGAGAAACCAUUCUCGUGUCUUCAGGACGGAUGUGCUAAAGCUUUUACAACCAAUCACAGUCGAAAGUCACACAUGACCCGCCACGCCAAGGCGGACGGUGUGGAUGGAGAGCUGGAGACGGAAACACCAGGGGUCCAAGCUACAUCAUAUGACGAUGACAGUUACCAGAACCCAGACAGUAACAUCAGCACCAGUAUCGAGGACUUCCUCAACUCCAUCGCAAACGAUUACAACCACGACGAUGCCGCUAGAGCCACUGACACAUCAGACACUGCUGGUCUGACAAGUAUGCAUGUGGAGGGGAACACAGUCCUUGGGACAGUAGAGCAACGAACCAUGAUAGUGGCAGGGGACACAGGAGACCAGUCACAACAGGUGUACAGUGUGCAGCCCAUUAUCAGUCUGCCCCAGCCCCUAGCUCACGACUCUUUACAAGCUACAGAUGAGGCUCCUGUGCCUGUCAUAGCCAUACCAGACACAAACCCGGUCAAUACUCCAGUACAGACCGUUGAAGCCAUUCCAAUCACAGGUGCUGGUAACAUCUCUAUGAUACAGGCUGACAAGGACUCGCCAGUGGUACAAGUGUUUAUACCCGCCACUGACAGCAGUACUACACCCUCCACUACAGAGUCUGUGCCAAAGGCCGAUAACUCCCAGCAAUCUGUGACUGUACAACAUUACCUCAUCACAAAGGUAAUAGCCAACACACCCGAUGGGCCACGGCUUCAGUCUGAGAGUGCACUUCAGUUGGUCGCUCCCUCUGUGGCAAACCUUGGCCAGUCUGUAGUCGGAGGUCCAGUGAUAGGAGUCCCAUCAAGAAAUGUAGUGCCUUCUGUUCGAGUGAUUACUAGCAAUGGAAAGGAGUCAGAUCAGCAAGCCAGAGUGGUACUGCCCCAAACCUCACAGAACAUCACUGUCCCAACCACACUCCCUCCUAUCACCAUUGUGUGUGACUGUAAGAAGGAACGUUCGGAGGAUGAUGAUGCCUACGAUAAACGUACAAGCUUUGCACCAGAUCAGGGAGCAGGAGGUUCCUACACAGCUAUACCAAUAACCAUAACCCCAGUGAACCCUAUUACUGUGGCACUGUCACCUGGAUCUAAGGAUAGCAAACAGUCAAGAAGUAAGGAAUCCACUCAAGUCAUAAUGGCAUCCGAUUUAAUAGACUCCAAUCAACUUACAGUAGCGUUACCAGUGGCAGUGUCUUCAUCAAGUUAGCGAAUAUGACUCACUUCACA
This is a messenger RNA of Mizuhopecten yessoensis (Yesso scallop), 2191 nucleotides long. RefSeq names its product metal regulatory transcription factor 1-like. The record is from RefSeq and is a predicted model, not a curated record. The coding region runs from base 141 to 2171 and encodes 676 amino acids. Gene Ontology annotation, biological process: regulation of transcription by RNA polymerase II. NCBI's taxonomy places the organism in Eukaryota, Metazoa, Mollusca, Bivalvia, Pectinida, Pectinidae. Gene Ontology annotation, cellular component: nucleus. The transcript has 10 exons.